Molecule: messenger RNA, 1998 nt
Organism: Fomitiporia mediterranea MF3/22
Lineage: Eukaryota; Fungi; Basidiomycota; Agaricomycetes; Hymenochaetales; Hymenochaetaceae
Product: glycoside hydrolase family 78 protein
Exons: 10
Coding region: 1-1998 (665 amino acids)
Biological process (GO): carbohydrate metabolic process
Source: RefSeq, a predicted model, not a curated record
AUGUUGCUCACCAAAAAGUACUGGGUCUUUCUUCCUUUCCACGCGUGUCUGGCCUUGGCGUCUGCUCCGAGCGGUCCAUGGGACGCUUUCAACUUUGCUCCAGAGAGUCGCUUGGUUCGUCCUACGGCGAUCUUCAAGACGGAAGGCACAAUCCAAAAUUCCUCGGCACUUCUCACGGAGGCGGAUGGAGCUAUGAUUUCUGGGAAUAAUUCGUGGGUUACGCUGGAUUUUGGGAAGGAGAUCGGAGGAUUGAUCUCAUUGAACGUCGACUCUCACACAUCCGAAAAUAGUUCAUUAUCACUUUCGUUCACGGAAUCACCACUAUUUAUCAGUCCGACGACUUCUGAUGACUCUGUUCGGUCUGUUGCGAGUGAGAAUUAUGAUGGUGUCUUACCACUCCCCGCGCCUCUCCCUUCAGGCCAUUGGACAAUUCCAAAAGAACGUCUCCGAGGAGGCUUCCGGUUCCUUACGAUCGUCUCGAACGAUGCUUCGGACGUGACGAUCAGCAACGUCUCUUGUGCAAUAACGUUUGCUCCUCACGUUGAGAAUCUUCGAGACUAUGCAGGAUACUUUUACGCCAAGGACCCGGUUUUUCAUGACGAAGACUUUUUGACGAAAGUUUGGUAUGCGGGAGCGUAUACUGUUCAAACUAACGUGCUUGCUGCGGAUGAAGGUAGACAACCUGAUGUACCUUCUCCUGGUUGGGCAAAUAAUGCGACUAUUGGUAUCGCUAGCCCAGUUUUUGUUGAUGGAGCGAAGCGCGACAGAGACAUUUGGCCCGGCGAUAUGGGUAUCGCAGUCCCUGCUUCAUUCGUCUCGACUGGCGACCUCCUGCCAACCAAAAACUCACUCGCAACGCUUUACGCGUACCAAGAUCCAGCAACAGGAGGUCUACCGUACUGCGGACCUCCACUAUGCGCAGUCGGAGGAGACGUGAACGUCGCGAGUGAUACGUACCACGCUUGGGCACUCAUUGGCAUGUAUAAUUAUUUCUUGUAUACCGAGGAUUUGCCAUUCUUGCAGAACUUAUGGACGAACUACACAAAAGGCGUUCAGUUCCUUGAGAAUAAAGUUCAACCUUCAGGCUUGAUCAACAUUUCUGAUACAGCAGAUUGGUCGUUGGUUACGCGAGGAGGGGAAGAUUCAGAAGGAAAUGCAUUGUAUUACAAGGUCUUGACGAAUAGCGCACAACUAGCUACCUAUCUCAACGAAACAGAACUUGCGUCAGGAUGGUCAGCCAACGCUUCAGCUCUCAAGGGAACAUUCAACGACGCGUUCUGGUCAGAUGAAUUGGGGAUGUACACGGAUAACGCAACUACGAACUUCGUCCCGCAAGAUGGCAAUUCCUUGGCUGUUUUGUUCAACCUCACCAAUACGCCUGAGCAAGCUGACUCGAUUAGUCGAGGACUUACGAUAAACUGGAAUGAUAUCGGAGCUGUUUCUCCUGAGUCACCGGAUACUAUUUCUCCUUUUAUCGGUGGCUUUGAGUUGCAGGCACAUUUCAUCUCUGGAAAUGGUGAACGAGCACUAGACUUGCUUCGUCGUGAGUGGGGCUAUAUGCUUUACACCAACAUCAGUGUACAAUCGACAUUACUGGAAGGAUACACGACGAAUGGAUCCCUUGGUUAUCGUGCAGCCCUCGGGUACAAUUACGACUACUCGUAUACUUCACACGCUCACGGAUGGAGCACAGGUCCUACCUCUGCACUUACAUUCUUCGUCCUCGGCUUGCAAGUUACAGAACCACAGGGUUCGUCAUGGACUCUCGUGCCCCACUUUAGUGGCCUGUCUGCUGCACAGGGAGGAUUCGCAACUGCACUCGGGUGGUUUGGCGCAUCAUGGGAGAUAAAUGGACAGAAGAUCACAAUCAGUGUCUCGACGCCUUCGGGAACUAAGGGCAUCAUAAAUAUUCCUGUCGAUGGGAAGACUGCAGAUGUUAGCGCUUCAAGCGUUAUUGUGGACGGAGGGAAUCAUACGGUUAUUGCAAGCAUGAACUGA